Messenger RNA from Dichomitus squalens LYAD-421 SS1, 1686 nucleotides. RefSeq lists its product as uncharacterized. NCBI's taxonomy places the organism in Eukaryota, Fungi, Basidiomycota, Agaricomycetes, Polyporales, Polyporaceae. The record is from RefSeq and is a predicted model, not a curated record. Bases 1 to 1686 code for a protein of 561 amino acids. The transcript is spliced from 3 exons.
AUGUACACUCAUCCUCGCAUCACCGCACUUGACUCGCGCCGGCUUCCAACUCCUCCCGAGGGCUGGAAGUACACCAAUCUCAUAGACCCGAGCGGUACUACUCCCGACCCUACACACUACCCGGUGUUACUCUUUGGACCUUAUACGUACACCGCUCUUAGCGAUAUCAACAACACCUACAGCAUGUUGAUAGUCGCUUGGGAUAUGCAGAGGAACCUCAUCAAGCAGUGGCUCAAGCCCGGCGCCCGCUACGUCUGGCAGAUCUCAUUCAAUGCUGACACCCAAACGGUCACCUUCACCGGGCAGAGCAAAAGGACGGUUACCGCUACCCUCGACGAGUUGGUUCUCGGACCCACUGUCGUCCACCUCCCAAUCUCUUCCGGGCCUGUCCUCCCCUACAAUCUGUCCUACGCCGGAUCCAGCACUACUCAGUUCCCUGUCAUCAAGAGCGGUCCCUACAGCUUCUGGCCGGUGUCAUAUGCGGACGGACGCAACGCCUUCUGCGUCGUCGUCGUCGACCAAGACAAGGUGAUCCUGAAGCUCGUCAACUGCCCUGGCUCGCACAGCAUCGACAGAGUCGUCAUAAACGACACCGCCCACACCAUCCAGCUCGUCGGCAAAAAUGGCUCUGCGGCCAUGUUCGACUACAACACCGCGCUCGCAUGCUUUCACUGCUCCUACGUCUACACCAAGGACGACUUCCUUUUUCUUGCCGAGUACUUCAAGGUUCCGCUUUCUGAUGCAGAGGCAAACGCCAUGGCGAAGGCCAUGCCGCAGAUCGACUGCUCGUUGUGCUGUCGUAUGGAGGGCACGAGCUUCGCCGACGACUCAGACCACUCCCACCGAGUGAAGCGUGAUACGAGCACGUUUAUCGUCGGCUCUUUGCUCGGCGGUGUCGCCGGGGGAAUCGGAGGAUUCUUCAUUGGGGGACCCAUGGGGGCCUUCAUUGGGCUUACUGCCGGCUACACUGCCGGAGCCGCCAUCGGCUUGGCCGUGCCGUCCAGCAGCGACAAAGGCCAGUACCAGCUCUCGUCUCUGGAACAGCAGUAUUCGCUCGUCGGAUACGCCCGCUUCCCUUGCGGGCCGUUCGACAACACAGGAGUGAGAGAAAACGUCUUCGACGCACCUUUCCUCCGCUACGCUGAGCUGCCCUACUCCGGGGCCAUCACGAGGCUCGGCUCCGCGUCGUCCCCGCAAGCCUACUCCCCCGCCAAGAAGGCGAUCGGGGACUUCCCGCGCGACCCGCGCUACAAGGCGAUGAGACUGCAGGACGGCACCCAAGUGACCAAGUACAUCUUCGUCAUCGUCCAGACGGACGAGACUGUCAACGGCCUCCCCGGCUACCAGAUGCGCAUCAACCCCGAGGACUUCUAUCCAGACACGUGGCCCGCGACCCAGCGCGUGAACCACAGCCAGCUAUCGGAAGGGUACCGCUUCUGGGCCCUGGUCGGCCACCCACACAUGCAGGUGUACGCGGCGGGGAGCCUGUACGUCGAUAUCACGAACAAGAAGCUGCUCGGGAUCGACACGCGCACGGGCCAUUACUUCGGGUCGUUCGAGGGCCAGGAUCAGGCGGUGAACGACGCGACGUUCGGAUUCCUCAAGAGCUUGGGCUACGACACGUCAGUCAUGCAUAACUAUGUGGAUAUUUUAGGAUACUUCGGGGAGAAUCCAAUAGUAGGAUGA